Messenger RNA from Cotesia congregata, 966 nucleotides. NCBI's taxonomy places the organism in Eukaryota, Metazoa, Arthropoda, Insecta, Hymenoptera, Braconidae. The record is from the annotation of a GenBank genome assembly.
AUGAAGUUCCCAAGUUUAGUUUGUUUGGCGCUCCUCGGAUUCUGUGGUGUUGAAGCUAAUUAUUUCGCCAAUAUUUUGAACGCACUGUACCAAGAUGUUAAAUUUAUCAAUCAGAGAGUUGAUCAAGUUAAUUUCGAUACUAUUUUCGGAGUUGCGCUUGCAGAAGCUAACUUAAUUGCGGUUUUGUCAUCGAAUGAUAAAUUUUUAUCUGAUGAUCAGUGGGAUUCGCUCAAUGAAAUUGUAAGCUUGUGUCGAAGAUCUCGGAAUUAUUUUAGUAAACAAUUAAAUACUAAAAAUGACUCUUUUCUUAACCGAAUAAAAAUUCUGAUACAACCAGAAAUUUGGAUUAAACCAAUAAAUUGGCAUUUUGGAAUCCUAAACUCUCCGCUUCAAUCAAACUUUACAUUAUCAGAAGAUCAGUUGAUUUUAUUAAUUAUGAAGGGUACACCUCAAGAGGCUGAAAGUGAUUAUUGUCUUACAGAACUGAGUGAAGAUAACUGCCAUAUAUCAAAUAUAUGUAUGGACAUGUUGUUGCGUAAAGAUGGCUCCCGAGGGUAUCCCUUGACUCAUAGAUUGUUGUACGUUGAAACUGCAAAGGCCUUACAGUGCACAGAAAAUUACAGAGCUAAUUUAACAGAUCUAACAGAAAAUUAUUGUCGAGAUAUUUUCAACGAUUUAAUUGAAUUAGAGUUUAAUGGAUUUCCCUCAAUUUCACGGGACUUAGUAAUGGAACAAAUUUCUUUAUGCGGUAUGGAGGGAUUUUUAGAAUUUGCAAAUGAACAUUACGGAAAUUUAAUAAUUAGAUGGCAAAAUUCUCACGGAUGCUUUUCUUCUCUCAAUUCCCACACAGUUCGUUUUCGUUCCAAAAGAGCAACAAGCCUCUUAGAUUGUGGAUGUGACAGUCAUGCUACUGGAGUGGCCGCCGCUGCAUUAAGCAUUUUAAUACGCGAAUUUAUAGAAAACUAA